This is a messenger RNA of Xenia sp. Carnegie-2017, 2875 nucleotides long. Its product is annotated as utrophin-like. Gene Ontology annotation, biological process: synaptic signaling. The record is from RefSeq and is a predicted model, not a curated record. The transcript is spliced from 23 exons. Gene Ontology annotation, molecular function: protein binding. The coding region runs from base 75 to 2810 and encodes 911 amino acids. Gene Ontology annotation, cellular component: plasma membrane. NCBI's taxonomy places the organism in Eukaryota, Metazoa, Cnidaria, Anthozoa, Malacalcyonacea, Xeniidae.
CAUGCCAAGGAGCUAAUUUAACGCAGACUGCCUUCGUGAGCAGACUGGUUUACUCUGCGAAGUUUCCCUUCACGAUGGCUCAUGGUGAUGUAGGAAUAGGUAAAAUGAUCCGCGAUAAUGUAGAAUCACUGGAAGAGAUGAACAUUCGCACUUAUACAAAAUGGAUAAAUUCGAAACUUCCAAAGACUCAUCCUCCAGUCAAGGAUUUGAUCGAAGACCUGCAAGAUGGUCGUGUAUUGAUUGCACUCCUUGAAGUUUUGUUAAAGAAAAAAAUUCAGGCAGACAAAGGAAAUCUGAGGUUUCACAAACUCAACAAUGUUAGCAAAGUAUUGACCCUGUUGAAAGAUGCCGGGUUGAAGCUUCAUUUUAUACACAAUGAAGCAAUUGUUGAUGGAAAUAAGACUUCAAUCCUUGGACUAUUGUGGAUGAUUAUAUUACACUUUCAGGUUCAAGGAAUUAUGUUUGAUGAAGAGGAAGGUCAGAGUGAUGAUAAACCUUCACCUCAAAAGAAAUCAAAUUUGAGUCAGACUGACGUUGAGAAAAUGUUGUUGAAAUGGGCACAGGAUGUCCUUCGUGGGUUUUCAGACCUGGUUCCAAUUAAUGAUAUCACAAAGAGUUGGCAUGAUGGUCUUGCUUUCGUCUUUCUUCUUUUUGUCUUUCGUCCAAAUGCUGUUGAUAUAAAUGGGGCUCAAAAGAUGUCUGUUCCAAAACGACUGGAAUAUGCAUUUGACAUUGCAAACAAGGAGUUUGGUGUUCCUAGUUUACUGGAUCCUUCAGAUAUUGAAGAAGGGAACGUUGACAAAAAUGGCAUGUUGAUGUACUUGUCUACUUUAUAUGAAGUAUUAAGAAAUCAUGAACCUGAGGUGGAGAACAUGCCUGCUGCUGUUGAAGUAAAAAGGACAUCAUUAAUCAUUGAGGAUGAGCCUGGAUCCAGCAGGUUACGUGUUGGCGAUGACGUCAUUGAUAUUAAGAUAGUCUCCACCAAUGAGAUUGUUUUACGUCACAAAAAACUGUACUACACCGUGUUGUACACAGUGAAGGCAUUGGAAGAGAGGAUGAAGAAGAUACAGGAAGAGGAUCCAAGUCAACAAAGUGCCAAAGAAUUAAGGGAAGUUCAGAUUGAAAUGCAGGAACUACAAAAGAAAGUUAAAGAAUUAAAUGAAACGAACCAAGAGAUGUCUAAAUCUCAGGGUGUUGAUCCCAAUGAAUUCUCAGAAAUCCAGAACGAGUUAAAAGAAUUGAGUGGACGAUGGUCGGUACUUGUUCAACAGAGUAAUGAGGAAAUUAAGAGACAACCCACUAUUGUUCGCGAAAUUAGGACGAGAAGAACGGUUCAGAGUUGUCGUUUGACGAUUGGUGAAGAAGUUAUUGACAUUACGUCAGUGUCAUCCAAUGAAAUUGUUAUCAGAUACAAGAUUGUCUACUAUGAAAUUAUAACCAUCAUCAAACUGAUUGAAAAGAACAUGAAAAUCAUCGAAGAAGAAGAACCGAGUCAGAAAACGGCCGCAUUACUUGAUGAAAAUAUUCAGAGAAUGGAUCAUCUUGAAGAGAAAAUUACUGAAUUGAAUAAUUUAAUGAGUGAAAUGAAAGACGCCGAGAACGUUGAUCCAGAAGAACUUGAAGAAUUGCAAAAUGAUUUCAAAGAUUUUGAAUCUCGUCGUACUCAUGUCAAUAACUUUAUUUCAACAGAAAAAGAAAGACAACCUGUUCUGACGACAAAGACUGUGUACACAACAACUAGGCAGGAAUUAACCAGUCAAACUCCAGACGCUACAGCAACAACGACGUCGUUAAAUAUUGAUGGCGAAGUCAUUAGUAUAAAAACAGUUUCGACCAAUGAAAUUGUCAUACAAUACAAAACCAUUUACUAUACCAUCUUAUACAAAAUCAAGAGACUGGAGGAGAGACUGGAAGAGAUCCAAAAACAGGAUCCAAGUCAGGAAAACGCUAAGAAGUUGAGGGAAGUGCAAAUGGAAAUGCAGGAACUGCAGAAGAAGGUUAAAGAAUUAAAUGAAACUAACCAAGAAAUGUCUAAAGCUCAGGGUGUUGAUCCCAAAGAAUUCUCAGAAAUCCAGAAUGAGAUUAAAGAAUUGAGUGGACGAUGGUCGACACUUGCUGAACAGAGUAAUGAAGAAAUUAAGAGACAACCCACGAUUGUUCGCGAAAUUAGGACGACAAGAACGGUUCAGAGUUGUCGUUUGACGAUUGGUGAAGAAGUUAUUGACAUUACGUCAGUAUCAUCUAAUGAAAUUGUCAUCAGAUACAAGAUUGUCUACUAUGAAAUUAUAACCAUCAUCAAACUGAUUGAAAAGAACAUGAAAAUCAUCGAAGAAGAAGAACCGAGUCAGAAAACGGCCGCAUUACUUGAUGAAAAUAUUCAGAGAAUGGAUCAUCUUGAAGAGAAAAUUACUGAAUUGAAUAAUUUAAUGAGUGAAAUGAAAGACGCCGAGAACGUUGAUCCAGAAGAACUUGAAGAAUUGCAAAAUGAUUUUAAAGAUUUUGAAUCUCGUCGCACUCAUGUCAAUAACUUUAUUUCAACAGAAAAAGAAAGACAACCUGUUCUGACGACAGAGACUGUGUACACAACAACUAGACAGGAAGUAACCAGUCAAACUCCACACGCUACAGCAACAACGACGUCGUUAAAUAUUGAUGGUGAAGUCAUUAGUAUAAAACAGUUUCGACCAAUGAAAUUGUCAUACAAUACAAAACCAUUUACUAUACCAUCUUAUACAAAAUCAAGAGACUGGAGGAGAGACUGGAAGAGAUCCAAAAAGAGGAUCCAAGUCAGGAAAACGCUAAGAAGUUGAGGGAAGUGCAAAUGGAAAUGCAGGGACUGCAGAAGAAGGUUAAAGAAUUAAAUGAAACAAACCAA